Oncorhynchus tshawytscha (Chinook salmon) is the source of this 2597-nucleotide messenger RNA. Its product is annotated as E3 ubiquitin-protein ligase RBBP6-like. Lineage: Eukaryota; Metazoa; Chordata; Actinopteri; Salmoniformes; Salmonidae. The transcript is spliced from 11 exons. Gene Ontology annotation, biological process: protein ubiquitination; ubiquitin-dependent protein catabolic process; mRNA processing. Gene Ontology annotation, cellular component: nucleus. The record is from RefSeq and is a predicted model, not a curated record. The coding region runs from base 1011 to 2468 and encodes 485 amino acids. Gene Ontology annotation, molecular function: ubiquitin protein ligase activity; nucleic acid binding; zinc ion binding.
UCGUUUCCGUUUUCUUGUCAGGCCAGUUUCCGGGCCCGCCAUGAUGUUCAGAAGACAACGAGGAGCAACUGAAAGACCGUCUGAAAUGGAUGUUAUGGAUUUAAAACAACGAAAAUUAUAGUUUAGAAAGAGAUAAUUACCGUCGUGUUGGAUAAGAAACCCUAAGCUAACUGAUUAUUAAAGUGUUUACUUCCAGUGGCCGUUUUCUAACCAGUUAACUAGUGAGUGUAAAAUAAGGUUAUAUCUGCGGGUAGUGUUUUUUGUUUUGACCGGUAGGUACACGGACCAGGGCCGCAGAUCUCCUCCUCUCCUCGGAGGAUCCACAGCGUUUCCUGCGUGGACUGCAACUCCGAAAAAAGGAUCGUUUUGAAGGACUUUUAUUUUAUUUGGACGUUUUAAUUUUUUUUCCUUCCCCCCCUCCCACCCCCCCACCCCCCAGACGGAUUGAAGAAGAUUUGAUUAUUUUUAUUUAUUUAGGACUUUACGCCGUUUUCCGGCGGAAGAGCGACGCUUACGGGCCUCGCAUGGACUCCUAACCGCGACCCCGGUGCCGCGCUGCUUUCCGCAGCCACAAGGCCCGUUGUUUCCGCGAGAGAGACUCUCUUACUGACUGUAAUUAAAAUAACCGUGAGAAGAAAAAAAACAACCUCGUAAUGGACACUUGUGGAACUGUACUUUUUUCUUGUUGUUUUACCGGACACUUAAUUAACGAACUGACCGGGUUGUUAAAGACUCUGCUUGCGGGUGUCCCGGUCUGUCACUACUAGUAGUUUGGUGUCUUUGACGCAAACAGCUACAAGGACUAUCUGUGAAUACUUCCUCUUAGUUCAUUGCCUGUUUUCCCUUCGAUAUUAUCUUAUUAUAGAAUAAUCUGGUAGUCCCCCCUCCACCUUUAGUCUCAGAUCAUAUCUACUACUGGUUAUUGUUAUUUCUUAACUAACGUGUUGUUUUCCCCCUCCUUUUGUCUUUUGAGUUUAAAAAAAAAAAAAAAAAAGUGAUUAGUUGUGAGAAUGUCGUGUGUUCAUUAUAAAUUCUCGUCCAAACUGGACUACAACACCGUGACCUUUGACGGGCUGCACAUCACCCUGGCCGAGCUGAAACGGCAGAUUAUGGGCAGAGAGCGCCUCAAAGCCACCGACUGCGACCUGCAGAUCACCAACGCACAGACCCGUGAAGAGUACACUGAUGAGGAGGUUCACAUCCCCAAACACUCAUCAGUGAUCGUCAGACGCACCCCCAUCGGAGGGGUCAAACCAGCGGGCAGAACGUUCAUUGUUGACCGUUCUGACAUGGCUGCUGGAUCCUCCAGACCCACCGACUCUUCACCGUCCGUCUCCCUGGCCCAGCUCUCUAAGACUGCCAACCUAGCGGAGGCCAAUGCAUCAGAGGAUGACAAGAUCAGAGCCAUGAUGUCCCAGUCCAACAGUGAAUAUGACCCCAUACAUUACUCUAAGAAGGCCAUAGGACCGCCUCCUGCACAUUACACCUGCUAUCGCUGUGGCAAGAACGGACACUACAUCAAACACUGCCCCAUGCAGAUGGAUAAGAGCGUAGAGGCCCCUAAGCCAAUCAGGACCAGUAAGGGAAUCCCUCAGAGCUUUAUGGUGAAGGCUGAACCAGGAACAAAAGGAGCCAUGUUGACCAGCACUGGAGAAUAUGCUAUUCCUGCUAUAGACGCGGAGGCCUAUGCUCUGGGUAAGAAAGAACGUCCCCCCUUUGUUCCUCGUGAAGCGUCAUCGUCUGAAGAUGAGGCUGAUCCAAUCCCUGAUGAGCUGCUCUGCCCCAUCUGUAACGACCUGAUGAAUGAUGCUGUGGUCAUACCCUGCUGUGGUAACUCCUACUGCGACGACUGUAUCAGGACCAGUCUGCUGGACUCAGAGGAACACACCUGUUUCACCUGCAAACAGUCUGACGUCUCACCUGACGCUCUCAUCGCUAACAAGUUCCUACGACAGGCAGUGAAUAACUUUAAGAAUGAGUCUGGUUACACCAAACCAGCACGAAACAAAACCCUGCAGCAGUCUGCCCCGCCCCCAGCACGGCCUCAGCCAUUCAGAACCCUCGGCUCACGCCAGCAGGACCCCCUAUUGGCCAACACUCGCCAGCAGGACCCCCUAUUGGCCAGCACUCGCCAGCAGGACCCCCUAUUAGCCAGCACUCGCCAGCAGGACCCCCUAUUGGCCAGCACUCGCCAGCAGGACCCCCUAUUGGCCAGCACUCGCCAGCAGGACCCCCUAUUGGCCAGCACUCGCCAGCAGGACCCCCUAUUGGCCAGCACUCGCCAGCAGGACCCCCUAUUGGCCAGCACUCGCCAGCAGGACCCCCUAUUGGCCAGCACUCGCCAGCAGGACCCCCUAUUGGCCAGCGCUCGCCAGCAGGACCCCCUAUUGGCCAACGCUCGCCAGCAGGACCCCCUAUUGGCCAACGCCUCUCGCCCCCAGCCUCCCUCACUCCUCCUGUCACCCUGACACAAAGCCUGCCCAUUCAGACCCCACCGAUGGGACCGCCUGAGGUGUCAAUCUCUCCUGACCCCGCCCCUGAACCACACCGGGCGGAGCCACGGCACUUGGCCAAUCACAACGAGCCACCGCCUCCAG